Molecule: messenger RNA, 7721 nt
Organism: Cygnus atratus (black swan)
Lineage: Eukaryota; Metazoa; Chordata; Aves; Anseriformes; Anatidae
Gene: PGAP1
Product: post-GPI attachment to proteins inositol deacylase 1
Exons: 27
Coding region: 10-2949 (979 amino acids)
Biological process (GO): endoplasmic reticulum to Golgi vesicle-mediated transport; GPI anchor metabolic process
Cellular component (GO): endoplasmic reticulum
Molecular function (GO): phosphatidylinositol deacylase activity
Source: RefSeq, a predicted model, not a curated record
CUCCCCAACAUGGCGGCCGCACCUCUCCCGCUCCCGUUGGCGGCCAGGUUGUGGCGCCCGGCCCGUCCCUCCCCGCCCAGUCCCUCCCCACCGUGCCCGCGGCCGCGGGGCGAGGCCGCUCCGCACCUCAGCGCGAUGGGGCGGGCGAGCGGGAGGCUGCCCGCGGCGGCGCCGCUCUUCUACGGGGCGUUGGCGGCGCUGACGCUGCUGGGGGUGCGCGACGUGCUGUUCCUCUACGAGGAGAACCGCUGCAGCAUGACCUACAUGUUCGAGUACCCCGAGUACCUGAAAAUAAAAUUACCAAAGAAAACAGCCAGGCGAUAUCCAGCAUAUGAGCUCUAUCUCUACGGGGAGGGGAAUUAUGCUGAAGAAAACAAAAAUCUAGUAUUGACAGGAAUUCCAGUUCUCUUUCUUCCCGGGAAUGCUGGCAGUUACAAACAAGUGCGUUCUCUUGGAUCCAUUGCACUUAGAAAAGCAGAAGAUCUUGAUUUCAAGUAUCAUUUUAAUUUCUUCAGUGUCAACUUCAAUGAGGAGUUGGUUGCACUGUAUGGUGGUACUCUCCAACGACAGACCAAAUUUGUGCAUGAAUGCAUAAAAGUAAUUCUUAAGUUGUACAGGGAUCGAGAAUUUGCACCAAGCAGUGUGGCAAUAGUAGGCCAUUCCAUGGGUGGUCUUGUUGCAAGAGCAUUGCUUACCCUGAAGAAUUUUAAGCCUGAACUUAUAAAUCUCCUCAUUACACAAGCUACACCUCAUGUUGCACCUGUAAUGCCUUUGGAUAAGUAUCUUACUGAUUUUUAUACAGCUGUAAACAAUCAUUGGAUUCUAAACGCCCAAGAGUUAAGAAAUUUAACUACCCUUUCUGUGGCGGGAGGAUUCAGAGAUUACCAAGUUCGUUCAGGACUGGCUUUUCUACCAAGAUUGAGUCAACAAGACAGUGCCUUAUCUGUUGUGAGCUCGGCUGUGCCUAGAGCUUGGGCCUCAACAGACCAUCUCUCCAUAGUGUGGUGCAAAGAAUUGAUCCUGGCUACCAUUAGAGCUUUUUUUGAUCUCAUAGAUGAAAACACAAGACAGAUAACUGAGGAUCCCAAGAAGAGAAUGUCUGUACUGAAUCACCACUUUGUGAGACACCCUGGAAAGAUAUUUGAGGAAAAUCCUGAAGCUUUUACAGAACUUACAGGAGAUUUCAUGUGGAUUGAAGUCAAAACCUCAAAAUGGACUUACUCUGUUUACAAUGAUUCAGAUGGAAAAUAUUUUGUGUUUCCUCUUGCAAGCCACAGAAAAUCAUACAGUCAUGUUUACUGUGAAAACAGUAUGUUGGACACAAGUAGCUGGAUUUAUGGCUGUAUGGACAGCAAUUCUUCAAUGUGUCUGGAAGCUACUGAUUUAUCCUGGAGAGCUGAGUUACUUCCAACCAUCAAGGUUGUAAUACUGAAACUUCAGGAUUAUCCUUCUUUGUCCCACAUUGUCAUUCUUGUACCACCCACGGUCGGCAAUAAGUUUGCUUUGGACUGUGAAUUCUUCAAAGAGGAUUCCAGAACAGUACAGCUUCCUGUAACGAAUCUUUUUUCCUUUGGCCUUUCUUCAAGCAAGAUUCUGUUAAAUUCAACUGGCUUACUUUACAACGUUCAGCUCCAGCACUUUAACCAAGUAUAUCAAGCUUUCAGAAUAUAUAUAGAGAGCCACUGCCAGUCACCCAAAGAAAAAAAUAGUGUUUACAGACUUCAUAUACCCUGGUCACAUGAAGACUCAGUAACUGUAGCUAAAGUUCCAUCUUCUAGUGAGAUUUCUGCAAAAUUGCAUGUUGCUCAGCCUGGAAAUGACAGCAGGGUUCCAGUACUAAACAUUUACUCUUCCUCAGACUGUCAGUAUGAAGUAAUUCUGAAGACAUCGUUUUUACAAAUUCUUGGGCAAAUAAUAAGGUUCCAUGCUGGCGCUCUUCCUGUCUAUGUUGUUUCUAAUAUUCUCCUUACCUAUGGAGGACAACUGAGCACAUUGAUAUCAACAGGCCAGUGUUCAGAAUUUUCCCUUGAACUAGUUAGAACAGCUAAACCCUACAAAGUAGAACCUAUUAUAAGCAUUGUUGUGUUUCUGCAGGGGUUUAACUGGUUUAGAGAGAUACGGGAUUCACUCUCGCUGCCAGAGGUGGAUGCUGCUGUACUGAGUAGUCAGGACAUAUGGUUCCCCCUUGUGUCCCUGAUUCUAUUUCUUUUAGGGACAGGCAUUGCCUACUGGAGUGGAGUAUUUUUCUCUGCAUCUCUGAGACUCUUCUCUACGUUAUGGUUAAUUCUGAUUAGACCUACCGUGCUUCAAAAAGAUAACAAGUUGUUUACAUACAGAAGACUCUGUGUGAUGGGGUCUCUUGCUUUGGUUAGCUGGACCACUUGUGGUGCACUGGCUGUAUUCGUUAUCUAUCUUCAAUACUUGUUUAAGGUAAUACAACUACAUGUGAAUGUAAGAGCAGAAAAAAACACGCUAAAUGGGGAUUCAGACUGCUCAAAAGAAACUUCACAGAACUCCAGUAGACACACGGUCAAAAACCGAAGUUUGAUAGACUUAACUUCAGAACCAACACAAUCUCUCUCCAAUAGUACGACAAUUGCUGAAACUGUUAACAGUCUUAAGAUCCAUCUUACAAUUCUCUAUUUAUUCACAUGGAUUGUGCUGCUGAACCUGCCAUCUUUAGUUUACUGGUUUAAAAAUCUCAGGUACAAUGUUAGGCUUGAUCCUGAUCCAUGUAGAUCUACAGCUAUUAUCCUUGUAUGCAUUUUAGAAAUUCUCAUGAAUUCGAGUACUUCUGAAGUGAAAUCAAGUAAACUCUUGAAGAUUGCAGCCAAAGUUCCACUCCCUUUGUCUGUUGCGAUGUUGGCUUUUGGACGAAUGCAUUUAUACAAAGUACCCCACUUUGUAACUUUUUCUCUUCUUCUACAUGUACUAUGUUGUCUUGUGUAACAUUGGUUAUACAUAAGAAGAAUAUUGCAGCCUAGAAAGUAAUUCUGGAAAGGGGGUAAAUUUCAACAAAGAAAUGCCUUGAUUAACAUGAUAAUUUGGAUUAUUUGGGAAAGAUGACAGAACCAUGAAUACUUCACAAAAAGUUUAUAGUUCUGUUCAUGUUGCUUAGAAAGCUUUUCAUGGUGUUUAUUUCCUGACUGUGAAAAUUAAGUGAAUUAAAAAUGUGUGUGUGUAAGCACAUAAAUCUUAUUAGUAUAACAUCAGUACUGUUUGCCUUGCAGACACUUUGAUAUUUCACUAUACUUGUUUGUUUAAACAGACUUUUUUUACUCGGUAUGCUGUGCAAUGCAUAUGUCCUAAACUUGCGUAUCCUGCAGGUCUAAAGUAUGCUGGUUAAAACUGAAUAAAUUUCAAGCACACUGUGACUAUCACAAAAACUACACAGCCAAGUAUACUUUUAAUCAUUUUAUGCUACAUUUAAAAGCUGUCACAGUUGUGUCUAGACGAACCAGAAUGUACUGCUUUUAUAGAACUGCUAUUUCUAUCAAAGUAUUUGUUCAGUUGCUGUGGAACAUUUGUGAGAUUAUUGAAAGUCUUAUACAUUUUACUUCUUGUGAGAGUGAAAAAACAAUACUCUGUGUAGCUUUCUAUUCAGGAAGGAUUUCAGCAGAUUCAUAAACAAUUUGUUUUAAAACAUUGCCAAUUUUUUCUGUCCAUACGUAGAAGCUAGCAAGCGUUGAGGUAUGGUGUGAGUUUACAGCGCAGUUGCUAUAUUGCACUGUUUACAGGUAGGCAAGGCAAUUUUUUUCCUAUCAUAAAUGGAGAAUCAGUCAUCUUAUAGUAAAUGUCCAUACAGUAAAUUAAUAUGGAAUAGUUAAGUUACAACACUGUAAAUUCAUGCCUUGCCAUGCUGUGCUAACUUCCUCGUGUGGACGAACUCUUGGUAAUAGUGGCAAAUACUGACCAUAAUUAUUAGCUCUGCGUAAAGUAUUAUCUUUGUGCCUAGAUGCUACAGUGACUGCCAUUUAUAACAAUGCCUAGAAUAGCUGUGUGUAAGGAAUUUCAUCUCCUGGGUACGUGUUUUGCCUGCAGAAGAAAUCACACUAACCAUUAGGUUAAAAUGAGGUAUUGAUUCUGCGUAGAGAUGAGCACUUGUUUCUGUGUUAGCUGUCUCCACUAUCUGAGAUAUCUGUCAUCUUCAUAUGGAAAUAUUAUACCAGCUUAAUUACUUUAUAUGGAUAAUACCAGGAAAUCUGCUACCUACUGUCAAUUGAGUAUAUUCUUAAUAUAGCCAUAGAUCCUGACACAUUGAUUUUAUUGUAUCUUGUUGUUCUUGCCUAAAGUGCCUCAGUUACUUUUAGCUUGUUCUUAGGGUCAAUUCAUUUGAGCUGGCUGGAAAGACUUAUUAAUUCACACAGACUUUCCACAAUGAACUUGUUUUGUCACCUUAUAAACAAGUCAGCAUUUCAAGCUAUCGGUAAGUCAUUAAAACUGCUUUAACUGAAAAGGUUAUUAGUAGCUAAUCAAACCACUGUCACUGGUGUCAGUAAUUGCUGUGCUGGUCUUCCAGUCUUAACAUUUUAAUCAAAGGGUUAGAUUAUACAUAGUGUUGGUAAAUCAGAAAAGUUAACUCAAUAUGUUAUAUCCUGAUAUUAUCUAACCAAAUAUAUGCUACAGUAUUUGUAUAAAGGAUAAUUUGUCUGUAUAUACUUGUAGCUUGAUUUAACCUAAAAAUUACUGUUCAGACAUAGAAGAAUAGAGUAGUUUCUGUACUUUCAAGUGGCUGUGAGUGGAAAAAAAAUGACAGAACCACACUGGGGCUGGUAAAAGGCUGUCUGUGAAAUGUGCAAGAUUGAUUUCUGUGGAAGAUCAUUUCCUUGGUCUUCGUGAUCAAUUUGGCUUACUUGCCAAACUUACUUGGUAUUUACUGUAUUUACUUACUUGGUAUUUAUUGUAUUUUACUUCUGAUUUUGGUUUGCCAUCUUAAUCAGAUCUUCAUACACAAGCUCAUUUUUUGGAGCUGUUGGUGGAAUAAAAUAAUAGAAUAAGGAGAGGAAACAGUCUCAGCAUGUAGCAACUUUGAUAGCUUCCAAAAUCCGACAGCAUGAAACAUGCUGAAUUACAGCAGCAAAGAAUAGCACCAAAUUUUUCAUUUAAUGGUAUUUUUUAAGCUGUGAAUUUUGUUCAUGUUGUUAAGACUCCUAAUGAAAUGGGUUACAGAAUUUUGGGUGGUGAUUCCUACAUGAUUUUCAAGGUGGAGGCAGGAAAAAAACAAAUGUAAUCCUUAGUCUGAGAUCCCAGACUUUAUCACUUCUCUGUUAAUGCUCCUCUUUCCAGAGGGUACUUAUCUUCAGAGGGUGAAGUAGGGGAAGUCUUAUUGCUAGUUUGGAUUUUGUGUGCUUUGUGUGUCAUUUGCUUGAUGAAAACUGUGUUCUCAGAGAUGUGCAUCUGGAUUUUGCAGUGAUUGUGGACUGUCUAACUAGCUGUUCAAGAGAUUAGGUUUUUAAUCACAGUUGGAUUCCAUGUAUAAUCAUUGAAGGUACUAGGAGAAGUUCAGAGGACAAUUCAUACCGUUCUAAGAGAGGAUGAAUGAAAAGAUUUUAUAAAUGUCUAAAAUUGCUUUUAAGGUAAAUACUAUGAUCUUCCUUUUGGAGAGGAGGCUUCUAUUCUGCAAAUUUCUAGUUAUGCCACAUCCACCUUUACAAUCUGAGCAGAAAUGUAGACUACCCAAUGAAAGGACUUUUAAUUGACUGCAUGAGGAAGUGUAGGUAUUACCGAAAUACCCUUUAUCUGAGUAGGCUGUGGUUAUAAAACAAUUUUUGGGAAAUAUAUUGGAAUGUCUCUUAAUACAUUUAAAUCAAAAUUUCUGUUUAUCCUUCGAACUUCAGACUGUGGGAGAAGGCACAGACUACUCUGUGAUAGAUUAGAACUCUGCUCUGUAAGGGAGGAUCCCUGCUGACAUGCAGACUCCAAAUUUGUUGUUCUGUUCCUUUUCAGAAGUUGAGGUAUUAAUUUCACAAAACCACUGUACUUUAUCCAUGUGGAUGUUCAGCAUGUUAAGAUGGAGAUUAUGGUGUGUAAAACAAGCAAUUUUUGGCUUGUACCUCAGGAUGCAUUCAGAAGAAGAAUUAUUUUUGUGGCUUGUAUGUUUUUAUAAGCUAUCAGAGAAGGAGUUUAAAAAAAACAACACAACAACAACAAACACACACAGAGAUAAACAACAACAAAAAACACCACCACCACCACAGGAGAUGAACGUAGACCACCAAAUGUCACUAAUUGUACAGCAAAGUCUUUUGAGGGGGAGGGUGGAGGUAGGGGAGAGACUUAAUGAGAAUCUUUUAGUGAGAUCCCCAUAACUUGAAUUCCUCUUGAAGUCUCUAAUCUUUUUUGGUUGAUGUAAUCAAACGUGGAUUUUCUUCACGGUCUUGUGACUCUGCAAUAAUAGUAGCUACACCUGUAGCUAUCAGGUCAUAAAGGUCCAUAUUUGUAUGGUAUAGAAAAAGUGUUACCACUUAACUGGAAUUACCAAAGGUGAUAUGUUCAGUUUUCCUUUAAAAGGUAGUUGGAGUAUGUCACAUUUUUGCAUCGUAUGAAAUGUCUGAUAGUUCUUUUUUGUUUAGUAACUGGAAUUCCAUUUAAUUUUAUUUGUAAAACUUGGAGUUCUGCUCUGAUUUCUUUUGAGUGAGACGAUACAUAUAGCAAUUUAUUGCUAAGUAUUCAUGUGCAAAGUUUUUAAAAAAAACACACCAAAAACCAAACAAAAAAACCCGAACAGUGUAAUUGUAACAUAUUGCAGAAGGAAUGGAGACUGCCUGUGAGUGAGUUUUUCAACUAUGUUGAAAGUCACCCUAAUCGGGCUACCUUUAAAGAGUCAUGCUUUAGAGAAUAAACAAAACAAUGCAUUGAUACUUAAAACAAGCAAAAAGGAUUGUUGUAUUGGUUGGUAUUUGAUAUGAAGUCGAAUUCUCCAUCUGUUUUCCAGUAACAAGGUUAUAAACUUGUCACCUGGCUUUUUUUCCUGAAAUCUGAUAUAUCUACUUCUGUGCUUGACAGAACAGAAAAUUAAAGUUAAAAAAUGAAGUUAAUUAUGUGCCUGUGCAUAAAUUUAAACAUUUAAGAAGCCUUUUUGAUCAAGCUGAUAAAGUUUAGUUCAAUCCAGUAAUGAGCAGUAUGAUAAACAAGACAAAAAUGUGAAACAAACAUUUUCUGGUUUGUAUCUCAGGAUGCAUUCAAAGUAAGAAUUAUUUAUGUGCCUCUUAUGUUUUUAUAAGCUAUCAGAAGGGGAAUUAAAAAAAAAAGCAACAAACAAACAAAGGACAAGAACCUAGAGUACUGAAUGUCACUAAUUGUACAGAAGACAAGACAAAAGUCUUGUUUAUACUGCAGAAAUAGAGCAGCUAUUUAUAGACCGUCAAUAAUCAGAGCUACUGAAAAUAUUUUUGGAGGUGAUUAUGGUGUCUGUUCAUUAAUUGUGCUGCUGUUGUAAGUCACUAAGCCACUAGGAAAUUGUUAGCUAUAGAACAGACUGAAUUCCUACUGUUUCUUUUAUAUUUCAUUGUGAAUGUUAGUCACUUAGUUUUCAGGUUUGACUUUUUACGUCUCUUUUUUUGGAAGAUAAUCAAACCAGCUUUUAUAAGCACUUAGCACUGUACUGUAAAUAGUUUUAAAACUUUCAUCGCCAUUCCUUUAGCAGAAACAUACUUCUGUCCCUAAAGCUAUGUGCUGCUGUUAUAUACCUCUGGAAAUGUUUGCCAGGGAAUGACAAUUGG